AGUGAAUACGUCAGACGUCAAGAUGGAAGGCGUGUUUUUUUUUAGUUGAUGAAGCGUACAUCUAACAGCAUCAGAAACGAAAUGAAACGUUGUUAUUUAAAAAAAAAUCUCAAUCAUACAGGUGCUCAGAUAAAUAUGAUUUAAUACCGAGCACUAAGACCCGGUGGCUUGUCCGUCAUGGCGGAAUUCCAAAUAACAAGCCAGUCUCCAUAUGAGUGCACUACAUGAGUAGUUUGUGAUGCACUUCCGCGUCCUACGUAGAGCCAUAUUUGUCGAUGUAGAGGGGUUUUAGGACACAGCCCACGGUUAAGCUCUGCGAUCGGUCCUGACUGGGGACUCGUUUUCGCCUCCGCGCGGUGAUUGGGUGGAAGAUGGCGCUGGCCGAAUGGAAAUCCUAAUGACAGUUUCCAAAUUUGCCUCUUUUUGUACCAUGGGCGCCAAUGCCUCCGCUUUGGAGAAAGAAAUUGGCUCGGAGCAGUUCCCUGUCAACGAGCACUACUUUGGAUUGGUUAACUUCGGGAACACCUGCUACUGCAACUCUGUGCUCCAGGCUCUGUACUUCUGCCGGCCUUUUCGGGAGAAGAUCCUGGCCUACAGGAGUCAGCCGCGGCGCAAAGAGAACCUGCUCACCUGCCUGGCCGACCUGUUCCACAGCAUCGCCAACCAGAAGAGGAAGGUGGGCGUCAUCCCUCCGAAGAAAUUCAUCACGCGGCUGCGCAAAGAGAACGAGCUCUUUGAUAACUACAUGCAGCAGGAUGCACACGAGUUCCUCAACUACCUGCUGAACACUAUAGCCGACCUGCUGCAGGAGGAGAAGAAGCAGGACAAGCAGAACGGCAAACUGGCCAACGGCACGCUCGACUCGCAGAAGAGUAACAGCACUCCUCCGUCCACCACAUGGGUACACGAGAUCUUCCAGGGCACGCUGACCAACGAGACGCGCUGCCUCACCUGCGAGACGAUAAGCAGCAAGGACGAGGACUUCCUGGAUUUGUCUGUGGACGUUGAGCAGAACACUUCAAUCACGCACUGCCUCAGGGGCUUCAGUAAUACAGAGACCCUGUGUAGUGAAUAUAAAUACUACUGUGAGGAAUGUAGGAGUAAACAAGAGGCACACAAAAGGAUGAGGGUGAAGAAGCUGCCCAUGAUUUUAGCCCUGCAUCUGAAGAGAUUUAAAUACAUGGAGCAGCUCCAGCGCUACACUAAGCUAAGCUACCGCGUGGUCUUCCCUUUGGAGCUCCGCCUCUUCAACACGUCCGGAGACGCGACCAAUCCCGAAAGGCUUUACGACCUCGUCGCCGUGGUGGUGCAUUGUGGGAGCGGGCCCAAUCGCGGACACUACAUCGCUAUCGUCAAGAGUCACGACUUCUGGCUGCUUUUCGAUGAUGACAUCGUAGAGAAAAUCGACGCCCAGGCGAUAGAGGAGUUCUACGGACUCACUUCGGAAAUCUCCAAGAACUCUGAGUCGGGCUACAUCCUGUUCUACCAAUCCAGAGACUGAGAUUGCUCAGCACAGCGGCCCCUCGUGGAACCCUGCGGAACGUGCCGGCCUCCGUUUCCGAGUCCUGCUGCGUCCCACCCUGAGCAGGCUGGAUCAGAUCGCGCUGACGCCCCCCCCUCCCUCUUCCCCCCCGACCCUUCACCCCAGCGUCCUCCCCCUCCCCCCCGCGGCAAUCCGGAUGUGAUGCGGUUACAGCAUUGUGUGUACAUCGUGACAAUGUUUAAUCGCACUGGCUGAAAUGUGUUAAAUGUACUCGGCUCUGUGAUACUGACAGUCCUGACAUGCUGCAACCUUUCUAAGCCUGAGUUUCUGACCAAAGGCUUGUGCAUGGGGGGGAAAUUAGGGGGCGUGUCCCGAACAGAGGGGAGGGGCUAUAAACUGAACAUAUGGGGUUAUUUGUGGGUUUAUGUAUUUCUACCUUGUACAUAGUGGUAUUUGUAUAAAUAUUAUGAAAUUAUAAUAAUAUUAAUUACUGAUAUAGGUGAAAAAGAUUGAAACAUUGAAAAUAUGUAUAACACUAUGGUGCACUUUUGAUACAGUUUUGUAGGUGUUUGGCAGGUUUGUGUGAGGGUUUGCUUGAGACGGCCUGUUGUGAAAUAAUUUUCUGUUUUAAAGAAAAAGAAAUAAAGCGUAUAGAUCGAGAUGUAGAUAAAAGAUAAAUGUGAGCCUUUUAAUUGGAUUCCAUUUAACCCAGUGAAAUCAGGUUGAAAUAAAAAUAUCACAUUUACGCUAUUAGUAAAAAUGCUCGGGGUCUGACGCUUGCUUCUUUAGUUCUGCACUGAAGCUACUGUGUUAUUGUUGCUAACAGUUAAUAGUAAAAAAUAAAAAGAAGCAGUCACCGAUUUGCUGAUUCUAUCUGUGAGGACGAACAAAAUGUCACUGUCGUCACCGUUUUAUUUUUCAAAUGUAUUUAUUUUAACUCCAGUGCAGUUCGGUAUCACUCCGCCUCCCAGAAUGACACCAGGAAGCUGGAGGUUAUGCGAAUAAUAACAUAGUUCAUAUUUGAGCUUGUAGACAUAUCUGUAGGAAAGAUUUAGGGUGACGGUCGAGUGCAAACAUUUGUACACCCCACACCAAAGACAAAAUUAAGAAGAGUUGACAUUAUUUUGAAAUCGGUAUCUAUCUUUCUGAAUGUGUUAAAUGUUCUCUAGAUGUUUUGUUUUUUUUUUUUGUUUUUUUUUUUUAAAUAAACUUGUUUAUUUUUUGUUGAGGACUGUUGCCAGAUUCGCCUACAUCACAUUUUCAAAUUUGUGGAUUUCUGUGUUUUUUGUUUAAAAAAAAAUAAAUAUUCUAAUUCUUGUUCUGUUUUAUUAUUAAUAAUAAUAAUAAUAAUAAUAAUAAAAAGACGGGACAAAAAUGUAUAUUCAUUUGUAUCUUAUCCUCGGAGCUCCAGUGCAAAACUAAAGAACUUCAGAUACCAAACAUCUCAAGGCUGAUUUAUGGCAUUUGAAUAAAAAAAAAACGUUUGAAAAUGUGUAAAUUUUUUCACUGUGCCAUCAUUUCUGGGCGUUGUUGCUAAUCGGAGCUGUUGGAUCGUAGCCUGGUUUUAAAUCAAAUGUAAUUUCCACCUCACUGCUGGCCUGUGUCAGCGGAUCCAUCAGGAGCUCCGUCGUGUGUGUGUGUGUGUGUGUGGUUUUUAUUGGUUUUUUUUUUGGCUUGACAUGAUGACUCGUCCAUUCUCACAGAGGCCGCUCAGCGAUCGCUUAAAGUGUCUGGAAUGACUCAAGUGCUCGUUAGAUGCUCAAUCAAUUCGCCUUCAGGCCGUUCAGAGGAAUGUAAAGCAGUGCGAUGCUGAUUAAGUUCAGAGCAAAUUUGUCAAGAUGCACAAUGAGACACGUUCGACCUGUUUAGUCUGGGAUUAAUCUAUCUGCGGUGUGUAGAGGAGAGGCGUCAGCUGUACUGCUAUCAAUUGCUUUAAUCAUCGACAGGCUACAGUGGUGACACUAACCCUAUCUUCUUCACACUAGAAAGCGACAUUUUCUGUGAACUUGUGUGCGCCGCAUCGACAAGCGACAAAUGCGCAACGGUUGACGUUUCCAUUCUUUAUUUCUGUGCCGAUUGGGUUUGACGCGAUAUCCAAACGAUUUACGUUUACUGACGUGUAAAAUGGAAGCAAAACUUCUAACCCCGAUGUCCUUUCAUCCCGUCACAUACGACUGCAUGUUAACUGUCUGUAGAGACGUUACGAAGUAAAAUAAAGCUUGGGAGGAAGUAGCAGAGAUCGUCGGGACAUGUUGUGCGCGGCGUGUAUGUAGGAUUUGGACGGGACUAUAAUCCCAGGGAUAUUCCGGGAGGAAUCCUACAUCCAUGGGAUGUAAAAUGAAUCCAGUCUCAAUGAAGUUUACCGGGUGUAAAAAAAAAAAAACUGGAGCUUUAGAAUAUUUCACUUCGAAUAAAUAUAUGACAACCCGAGGGGCCACGGUGGCUUAGUGGUUAGCAGGUUUGCCUCGCACUUCCAGGGUUUGGGGCUUGAAUCCAGCUUGCAUUUUCAUCCCGUGUUUCAAGGGUUACCUCCGGGUACUCCGGUUUCCUCCCCGAGUCCAAAGAUUUACAUGUCGAAAUUGUCCGUUGUGUAUGAAUGUGUGUGCGAUUGUGCCCUGUGAUGGCUUGGCACCCCGUCCAGGGUAUCCCCCGCUUUGUGCCCCUAGUUCCCUCGGAUAAACUCCAGGCUCCCCCGCGACCCUGUGGAGGAGAAGCGGUAUGGAAAAUGGACGGACAGACGGAUGGAUGGAUGGAUGUUACAACUAACCCCAAUCUCCUCUACAUUCUUAUCUCAGACAUAGUCGGUGCAUUCGAAGAGUAAACAGACCGAAAAGUGAGGAGCUGUAGGGAAUUUAAGGGUUACACAGGAUGGAGAAAAACAGGAAAAAAUGCAGGAUGAUCGGAAGGGAGAUUGGAUGACACAGAUCAGCGUGCUGUUAAUAGCACAUCCUCAGAAUAGACAGUCACAGGGGAGCAGCGAAGUGAGCAACUUUAAAAGCAAACGCGGUCUGUUUCA
Ictalurus furcatus (blue catfish) is the source of this 4499-nucleotide messenger RNA. RefSeq names its product ubiquitin specific peptidase 12a (gene usp12a). The record is from RefSeq and is a predicted model, not a curated record. The coding region runs from base 386 to 1501 and encodes 371 amino acids. Lineage: Eukaryota; Metazoa; Chordata; Actinopteri; Siluriformes; Ictaluridae. Gene Ontology annotation, cellular component: nucleus; cytosol. Gene Ontology annotation, molecular function: cysteine-type deubiquitinase activity; cysteine-type endopeptidase activity. The transcript is spliced from 9 exons. Gene Ontology annotation, biological process: protein deubiquitination.